GCUGACUUCAAUGGUUUUACCUGUCCAGCCGGUUCCUUCGAGAUUGAGUCCUGUUCUUUUUGAGCUGCCGCUCAACACGGGCAUCUUCUCUGACAGAAUAUCCUCUGCGUGUUGAGUAUCCCCCCCAGCCUCGUCAGGAGAGGAAGUAGAGAGAGGAGGAGCCUCCACGAUCACGGCCUUUAACCCCGCCUGCUUCGCAGCUUCGACCAGCACAGCGGCCGUACCAUUGACGCCCUGAACACUCCACUCGCUCGUAUGCCGAUGUGACCCCAGGAAUCCGUACACCAGGAGCAAAGGAGUUGUGUGGUUUGCUCCGGAUGACGACGACCUAGGCGCGGCCGUGCUUGUGGGAGGUGCCGAAACAGCUGUCGUGUCCUGAAGGGUGAAAACGGAGAGAAAAGCGCGGAGGUGUGACACGGUUGGUAUGAAUACUGUCCGUAUGUGCCGUGUGACUGCCAGCUGGUACAACGGGGGCGGAGUUAAGAGACUAAGCGCUGAUGCUGUGUGGUUUGGGGGGGAAGAUGGUUGGUAGGGAGCUUGACCGAGAUGGUCUGGGCCGGCGUCUGUGUCAGGAUCUGCUGUGGCUUCCGACUGCCGCUGGUGGUGUUGUUGGGUUUGUAACUCCUGUGUGAGAGUGGAAAGGAACUCGGCACGAUCGCUGCAGAUGAGGAGGGUUGUUGGGUAGGUGCAGUGGUGGAUUAUGUAGUGGAUCAAGGUUGAUGGCAGGGCGGGGGACAGAAAGAGGGGAUCCAUCUAGAUAGAUGAGAGGAUCAAUGCCGUGUGGUGUGAGAGAAGGCCUCCAGAUGCGUCCUCCUGAGACAGGUCGUCGAUCGGAGUGAUGGCGAAGUGGGCUCAUGAGUGGACCGAGCCGUCACCGGGACGUGCUGCCGUCAAGGCGAAUGCCCCGCUAAGGUCAACGGGUGUUGGAGUGUUUAGCUGCAUAGCGCCCUUUACCCCACCAAACGCCGCGACAGUUGGCCCCAGCUCCACGGUUCCAGGUUCCCAAGCAGCAAGGUGGACAGGGGAGCACGUCACUUGCCCAAGGCCACUGUCUACACCACAGUGCCUAGGUGUGCGACAAUCACCAACUGCGUCUGGUCUGGUCUUGGGAAAAGAGGAACCGUAGCGCCGAACAGACAUAAUGGAGUCGAUAGCUCGUAUAUCGAGCUUGCUCGAGAAUGCUCGAGAGCUCACCCUCGAUGCCGCCUCAGCCGCCAGAGGCUCGAGAAGCUCCUUCAAGCCGCUCGAACGUAGCCAAGUGCAGAAACUCCUCGACAGCCGCAAUGAUCGUGAAGUACUUGAGGGGUUACGGCGUGUCAUCGCUAUGAUGUACAAGGCGCUAAAAACCCUCCCCCUAUUCUCCUCCGUCGUCAAGAAUGUCGCGUCACCAAACCUCGAAAUUAAGAAGCUCGUCUACAUCUACCUAAUACAUCAUGCCGAGCAAGAACCCGACCUAGCCCUUCUCUCCAUCAACACGAUCCAAAAGUCCCUAUCCGAUACAAACCCCCAAGUUCGAGCCCUCGCACUACGAACCAUGUCUGGAAUACGAGUGCCAGUCAUCAGUCAAAUUGUGUCUCUGGCCAUCCGAAAGGGCGCUGGCGAUAUGAGCCCAUAUGUUCGGCGCGCUGCUGCGCUCGCCAUCCCCAAGUGCUAUCGCCUCGACCCCUCGCAACUACCGCAACUAUUGGAAUACAUGACGAUACUGUUGGGGGACAAGCAAUACUACGUGGCAGGCGCUGCGGUCACGGCAUUCCUGGAAGUUUGCCCGGAAAGGAUAGACUUGAUUCACAAGAACUACCGAAACUUGGUCAAAAUGGUAGUCGACAUGGACGAAUGGAGCCAGCUAUCAACCCUGCGUCUGAUGACUGUCUAUGCCCGCAAAUGCUUUCCAAGGAGGGCUAGAGUGGAAGCUGGGGAGGAAGUCGUGUUCCUUGACGCCGACCUGGAGCUCCUUCUUACCAGUAUCAAGCCUCUUUUGCAGUCACGCAACUCUGGCGUGGUGGUGGCCGUCGCACGGUGUUACUCUGCCGUUGGGACCGCUGCUUAUGUCCGGCAAGCUGUUGGGCCCCUGGUUGCACUUCUCCGAGGUGGACAGGAUAUUCAACAGGUUGCCUUGUUCAAUAUAGUGUCGAUCUGUCUCGACUAUCCAGCCGCCUUUGUCAAGUACGCGACACACUUUCUCGUCCGCGCAACCGACAGCCAACCAAUAUGGGAGUUGAAGCUUGAGGUCCUGACCCUCAUCUUUCCUCAUUCACCACCACAUAUCAAGUCACUCAUCCUCAACGAACUCGAGCACUUCAGCCGUGGCUCUGACAAGGGUCUCGUCAAGGAAGCCGUCCGAGCCAUCGGCCGCUGCGCACAGACAGACACAGCCACCGCACCUCGAUGCCUUCGCCUUCUUCUCGGACAAAUUACUUCUCUCGAUGGGACCCUCGCAGCAGAGUCACUCACGGUAAUCCGCCAUCUCAUUCAGCAAGACCCCAGUUCCCACGUCGCGACUGUUGUUCGGUUAGCCAAGAACCUCGACAGCGCCACAGACCCCCAGGCCCGUGCGACCAUUAUCUGGCUCGUCGGUGAAUUCUCUGGUUUGAACGGAGAGGACAACAUUGCAGCAGACGUGCUGCGCAUUCUUCUCAAAGAAUUCGCAUCAGAAUCCGAGCUGGCAAAGAGGCAAAUUGUUCUCCUCGCCGCCAAAGUCUACCUCCACUACCUCAACCGCAAACUCGAAGCCCAGAAAGAGGCUGCCUCGGGCGAUAACGAAGCCCAAACGCCACCCGCCGCCCCGGACCAAGAAGACGACGACCAUCCAAUCCCCAAACUAUGGAACUACGUCACCGUACUCGCCCGCUACGACACCUCCUAUGACCUCCGCGAUAGGACUCGCCUGUACAAAAGCCUGCUCCAAGUCCCACAGCUAGCAACCCUCAUGCUCCUCGCUCCUAAACCCGCUCCCCAAGCCCCGUCUCCCUCCGAAACCCGCAAGGGCUUCACCCUCGGCUCGGCAGCUCUUGUCCUCGCUGGAGGGGGAACUAUUCAUGGGUUAAGGGGCUACGAAGACCUGCCCGAGUGGGUGGAAAAGGGGCAGGAGCCAGAUGCAAAGUUGAGGGAUAGAGAAGGCGAUAACAGGCAGGAUGAUGGCAAGUAUGGAGUUUAUGACCGGAGGAACAAGGCGGGCAGUGUGCCGAUUCCGGCGGCGGAAAGGAUUAUUGAUGCGGGACAGGGGAGGUCGGCUUCCAUGUCGGGGAGUGCCAGUCCGGCUGGGUCGUUCGGGGCGAAGAGUGCUGCUAAUGGGGUGGGUGCUAAGACUUUGGAUGAUUGGUUGGCUGAGGAUGAGGGAGGGGAGCAAGAGGAGGAGGAAGAGGAGAGUGAAGAGGGGGAGGGGGAGGAGGAAGAAGAGGAAGAGGAAGAGGAAAGUGAAGAAGAGGAUGAGUCGGAGGAAGAAAGCAGUGAAGAGGAGGAGAGUGAUGAGGAUGCUAGACUUGUACGGCCUUCGUAGAAGGUCAUGAUUGGUCAAGUUGGAAUAGGCAAGUUCAAAAGUUUGAGCAUAGCGCUGAUGAUAGAGACGGCAUCUUUACACAUGGAUGAUCACGAGGGGAA
This is a messenger RNA of Podospora bellae-mahoneyi, 3597 nucleotides long. It is a transcript of the gene APL6, whose product is annotated as AP-3 complex subunit beta. Gene Ontology annotation, biological process: vesicle-mediated transport; intracellular protein transport. The record is from RefSeq and is a predicted model, not a curated record. The transcript has 3 exons. NCBI's taxonomy places the organism in Eukaryota, Fungi, Ascomycota, Sordariomycetes, Sordariales, Podosporaceae. Gene Ontology annotation, cellular component: membrane coat. The coding region runs from base 1142 to 3496 and encodes 784 amino acids.